UGUGUGUGUGUGUGUGUGUGUGUGUGUGUGUGUGUGUGUGUGUGUGUGUGUACCUGGUAAUUAUCACGUUGUGGGGACCAAUUGUCCCCACAAAGAUAGGAAUACCAGUAUUUUUGUGACCUUGUGGGGACAUUUUGAUGUCCCCAUGAGGAAACAAGCUUAUAAAUCAAACAAAAUGAUGUUUCUUGAAAAUGUGAAGUAGUAGAAGGGUUUCUGUGAUGGUUGGGGUUAGGGAAUGGGGUAGGUUAGGGGAAUAGAAUAUACAGUUUGUGCAGUAUAAAAUGCAUUACGUCUAUGGAAUGUCCCCACAAAACAUGGAAACCAGAAUGUGUGUGUGUGUGUGCAGUGAUGAGCUCACAUCAAUGUAAUCUGAAUAGAAAUUGUUCUCUCAAAGAUUAAAGUAUCCCUAUAGCAUCUUGCAUGUGGUGGUGAAUAAUAUAAGCCUCUUAGGAUAAGUCCAGCACAGGGAGAGGACGGCUAACACAGCUGAUUCUUAUACCUCAAAAGUCUCUUCUGGUAGUCUGCCACAAAAAACACAAGGAUACAGUUUAAUUAAAGUUCCAAUGUACUGUGGGAGGAACACUGCAUUAUUUGACAGAAAACACAACAACCCAAAAACAAAAAGCUAAACAUGUCACAUAUAUUUGGAAAGCUGAGAUUCUUGAUUGAAUGAUGUAAACCCUUUUAAGAUACAAUCAACACAGCAGGUACAAUUAGUGUCAUUUUUAGGUGUUUUUUAGAAAUGCUAAGGGGUUAACAGAACUUUUAGGAGUGUUAUUUGUUAAGCCACAGAAUAUAAAUGUAUGCUAUUAAGGAAAAAAAUAUUGUUUUCUUGUAAUUCUAAUAUUUUUAUAUAAUUUUAACUUGCUCUCCUUGUCACUAAUGCAUGCACUAGAGUUGGCCAAACAUGAAGAAAUUGUAAAAUAUAGCUGUUUGUAUGUUUUAUCAAUAUUAUUGUGUUGUCUGACAGCACACCCCUAUCUGUAAUGCUUGGAUGGUAUCCGCUUUUGUAAGUGAUGUCACAUGCUUAUCAUCAAUGUCAUUUACAUACAACAUCAGAGAAAUAGCCCUUUUUGUCCCUGCAGUCUUUCACACGAGACUACCUCUGCGGUCCGAAGCAGAACGUACACAGCAUUGACUUCACCAGGUUCAAAAUCAGAGACAUGGAGACCGGCACAGUCCUUUUUGAAAUCUCCAAACCCCCAGCCACAGAGAGUGUUGAGGACACAAAAGACUUUGACCCUAACGCUGGACGCUUUGUGCGUUACCAGUUCACCCCUGCAUUCCUUCGACUACGGCAGGUUGGUGCCACGGUGGAGUUCACUGUAGGAGAUGUUCCCAUAAACAACUUUCGAAUGAUCGAGAGACAUUAUUUUCGUGGACAGCUGCUAAAAAGCUUUGACUUUGAGUUUGGCUUCUGCAUCCCCAGCAGUAAAAACACAUGCGAACACAUCUACGAGUUUCCACCUCUUUCUGAAGAAAUAAUGCACGAAAUGAUUCGUCACCCCUAUGAGACACAGUCUGACAGCUUUUACUUUGUGGAUAACAAGCUUGUUAUGCACAAUAAGGCAGAUUAUUCCUACAGCGGUGGACCAUAAGAACACAUGGACUGACACAGCAAAGUCCGAUCUCAGGGUGUGUGUGUGU
This is a messenger RNA of Misgurnus anguillicaudatus (oriental weatherfish), 1647 nucleotides long. The record is from RefSeq and is a predicted model, not a curated record. Lineage: Eukaryota; Metazoa; Chordata; Actinopteri; Cypriniformes; Cobitidae.